This is a messenger RNA of Heteronotia binoei (common prickly gecko), 2345 nucleotides long. Its product is annotated as zinc finger protein OZF-like. NCBI's taxonomy places the organism in Eukaryota, Metazoa, Chordata, Lepidosauria, Squamata, Gekkonidae. The record is from RefSeq and is a predicted model, not a curated record. The coding region runs from base 221 to 1771 and encodes 516 amino acids. The transcript is spliced from 4 exons.
GCUCCUCCCCCGCGAGAGACGGAAGGGAAGCUGGACUAAGAGGCCGCUCCCACGGAAGCAGGAAGGAGCUGCUCUCUCUCUGUGUGUGUGCGUUUAGUGUGUGUGUAAGUCAUCAAGGCCGGUGCGGUUUUCCAAAAAGUGUGCAAGGGGAAGGGAGGCUGCUUCUGCUCGCUUGCCGGGAAGCCAGCCUCUUGGCUCUCUGCUCUGGAUCUUCUCCCAAAUGUGGGGCCUCUCCCUGAAGAGAGACGCUGCAUUCCCUGAGGUGGAAGGAGCUUCCUUGGCGCAGAGGCAGAGGGUACAGGCCCAAGUGGGUGCCCAAGCUGCCCUCUCCCGUGCGAAAAAAGCCAGAAGUAUAAGAGACACGUUGGCAGACAAAGACAACAGCCUUGCAUCCGAAGAAAGGCUGGAGAGCUUCUCAAGAGGAUCUCAAGAACGUAUUUCCUUCCCAAAUGAACCAGCUGAGACAGAGGAUGACCAGAGAAGUGAGGAGGGUGAGGAACCAGAUCAGGUUACAAAUGAUGACUUAAGAGAAAACAUCAGGAAUCAAGGCAGGCCUAAGAGAAAGAAAGGCAGCCGUUUGGUUGAGAAGAGAAAUGGAAGACUGCAGAAUGCACCUUUUCCAAAGCAGAGCAUAAUGAAGGCAAGGAUAUCCCUUCAGUGUGGGAAGUACUGCAAAAACAGAUCACAGCUCCUUGUGUGCCAGAGACUACAUAGAGGCGAGAAAUCGUUUGAAUGCUCGGUGUGUGGAAAGAGAUUCAGUUGGGGUGGCACUCUUCAGCUUCACCAAGAAACCCACAGAGGGGAGAGAACUGUUGAAUGCUCAGACAGCGGAAAGAGAUUCAAUUGGCGCAGCCAUCUUGAACUGCAUCAGGGAACCCAUGCAGGGGAGAAACCUUUUGAAAGUAUAGAGUGUGGAAAAAGAUUAAGCCAGAGUGGCCAUCUUGAAGAACAUCAAAGAACUCACACAGGGGAGAAACCAUUUGAAUGUUCAGAGUGUGGAAAGGGAUUCAGUUUGAGUGGCGAUCUUCAGAAACAUCAGCGAAUCCAUACAGGGGAGAAACCUUUUGAAUGUUUUGAAUGUGGAAAGAGAUUUAGUAGGAGUAGCCAUUUUCAAGUGCAUCAGAGAACCCACACAGGGGAGAAACCUUUUGAAUGCCUAAUGUGUGGAAAGAAAUUCAGUUCAAAUGGCGAUCUUCAAAGGCAUCAGAGAACCCACACAGGGGAGAAACCUUUUGAAUGUUUGGAAUGUGGGAAAAGAUUCAGUAGGACUAGCCAUCUUCAACUGCACCAGAGAACCCAUACAGGGGAGAAACCUUUUGAAUGCCUAGAUUGUGGAAAGAGAUUCAGUUCCAGUGGCGAUCUUCAACUGCAUCAGAGAACCCACACAGGGGAGAAGCCUUUCGAAUGUUUUGAAUGUGGAAAGAGAUUCAGUAGGAGUAGCCAUCGUCUGCUGCAUCAGAGAACCCACACAGGGGAGAAACCUUUUGAAUGCUCAGACUGUGGAAAGCGAUUCAGUCAGAGCAGCCAUCUUCAACUGCAUCACAGAACCCACACAGGGGAGAAACCAUUUGAAUGCCCUGAGUGUGGAAAGAAAUUCAGUUGCAAUGGCGAUCUUCAAAGGCAUCAGAGAACUCACACAGCAGAAAAACCUUUUGAAUGCUCAGAGUGUGGGAAAAGAUUCAGGUUGAAUUGCUAUCUUCAAAAGCACCAGAGAACCCACACGGGGAGAAACCUUUUGAAUAUUCAGAGUGUGGAAAUAGAUUCAAGUUGAGCGGCCAUCUUCAGUGGCAUCAGACAAUCCACACAGGGGAUAAGUACCUUUUUGAAUGCUCAGUGUGAGAAAGAGAUUCAGUCAGCACGGCCAUCUUCAACUGCACACACACACAGAAGGGAAAAAAAAACUACAAGGAGAAGUAAUGUAACUGUUUAGCCUGAUCAAAGAGCUUUUCUCUUAUUUCCCAUCUGAACCCACCACAGACCAAAUAAAGCACUGGCACUAUAUAAACUUUUGUAGAAAGCAUGAAUCCACAUAGAAAUCUUACUGUAACCAGGAAGAAAUGUUAAAAAUGUUCAGACUAUGGAAGGAGCUUUAGCCAUGUUUGAAGCCCUCAAAUUCACGCCACCAUCCCCCAUGGCAUUAAAAGGACAUCAUGCUUUUUUCCUGCCAGGCAGACGGCAACCCUAGAUUACAUAUUUCUUUAUGAAUCAGAGAAAAAACUCAGUUAAAGAACGGUCAUAGCUCAUUAAAGGGAUUAUUAUUAGUCUUGGGUAAAUCAAACUUUGUGUUUUCAGUGCUUUGUGGAGGUAUUUUUUGAGUUGGACUUCAUUAAAUGUGUCAAAAGAUA